This is a messenger RNA of Cheilinus undulatus (humphead wrasse), 1578 nucleotides long. RefSeq names its product sterile alpha motif domain containing 7 (gene samd7). Gene Ontology annotation, molecular function: protein binding. The transcript is spliced from 8 exons. The coding region runs from base 1 to 1578 and encodes 525 amino acids. The record is from RefSeq and is a predicted model, not a curated record. Lineage: Eukaryota; Metazoa; Chordata; Actinopteri; Labriformes; Labridae.
AUGACCCCACGAGACCAGCUGAGGAAGAUGACAGCGCUGGGAGAGCAGGGGGCUUUGGAUGAGAAGCACUGGUACCGACUGGUUAACGGCAUGUCUGCUGGAGAGCUGAGGCAGAGACAGGAGAUGAUUAUGAGGAACCAGAUGGCUAUGGCUCCACAGAUCCUCGCCCAGGGGCAGCAGAGGUUACAGGGAGUCCCUGCACAGUUCGAACCUCGUUUCAUGGAGAGGGAGCUGGUCCCCCCUACUGAAAUGGUGGCUUCAGAGGCAAGACAGAUGCAUAUGGGACCCCACCUGGGUCCCCCUUUACCACCACAUGCCAAUGUCCUGCCUGGGAGAGCAUUCCCAGGAGCAGCUGGCUAUGGCUUCUUGCCCUCAGAGCCCAUGGAAACAGUUGCCCGGCGACAGGAACUCAUUCAUAAGCAAAAUAUAGCCAGGAUGGAGAUGAACGCCAUCCUGCAUCAAAAAGAGCUGGAGAAUGCCCACCAGAAGGGACUUAUGGGAAUUGAUAACUCCAUGGCCUUCCCUUCCAACCCCAUGGCAUUCAGGAGUCGUCAGCGUCUACCAGAUGGUCACGACGUCUUCGUCCACCGUCCCACCCUGGAUGAGCUGCACUCCAACAGCCUCCUCAUGUCAGCCAGCCCUUACCCGCCAAUCAGCACACUGCACAGAGAGCGUGGACGCAGGGCAGGCAGAAGGCCGACCACUCACAAGACCUCAGAGACCCAUGUGGCCAACCUAAAGGGCCAAACUGAAGACAAAAGUGUGGAGCAGAGCCCCGGAGCCACGUCAGGGGAGGAAAAGGAGGUGGAGGCAAAAGGGGACAUGGGAGAGGAGUGUGCUACGAGCAAGACACACCAUCAGGCCAAAACAGACUCUGAGCUCAGCACAGGGGGCAGGAAAACCUACAAAGACGGAGAGCCUGGCCUGCGCAAAACCUGUGGAAACAGUCAGGAUGGUUGUCCGGAUGUGGCCAACAGCAGCACGAAUGAUAAAGACAUUUCAAGCCAGUGUUCAGCAUUCCAGGAGAAAUUCAUGUAUCCCUCUGCUGGUGGAGCGCUCACUGGCAUGCCUUACAUGUUCCCAGUUCCUGGAAAUGGAUUUCUUCCACCUGGCCCUGCCAAUCUCUUUCUUAAUGGUGAAGAGGUCUCUGAGGACAUAAGGAAGUGGACGGUGAAUGAUGUGUACAACUUUAUCAACAGCAUACCUACAUGUUCAGAAUAUGCACAGACGUUCAAGGACCACAUGAUAGACGGAGAGACACUGCCCCUACUUUCAGAGGAACAUCUGCUCGACACACUGGGGCUCAAGCUGGGACCAGCACUGAAGAUCCGCUCACAGGUGUCCAGGCGCAUGGGCAACAUGUUGUACAUGAUGAACCUCCCGCUCUCCACCGGCGCCCUGCAGGCCACUCCAGAGAAGCCUGGGGAUCGCUCACCAGAGAUCGGCUCUCCUGGUAACUGCAACAGUGAGGAGAUGAUGGCGAGUCCAAGAGACCCCGAUGUCCUAAAGUCCACAGAGCACCUUCAAGAGACUGAAAACAACAACUCCCCUCCAUCUGCCAGCAGUGAGACAGCCUGA